CGAAACCAUGUGACGGCGAAGUGUUUAAGUGUCGCAAUUCAUGAAAUACCAGGACUAGCGCUUUUUCUCCUUUCCCUAUUUACCUCAAAUCAUGCCCACCAUUGUUACUACCACCGUUGCUCAGGCUGCCAGUUUGCCAACUCCUAUUUCGUCUGGUUGCAAUUCACCUGUGCCGAAAUACCAGAAAAUGGUGACUGGUUAUGACUUUCCCAUUAAUGAACCCCCUGUAGGUAGACCUGUGCGAGUGUAUUGUGAUGGUAUUUAUGACAUGUUCCAUUUUGGCCAUGCAAAAGCGCUGGAACAAGCUAAACGGGCAUUUAACGAUGUCUACCUACUUGUGGGCGUGUGUAACGAUGAAGUAACGCACAGACGUAAGGGCAAGACGGUCAUGACUGAUGCGGAACGUUAUGAAGCCGUUCGGCAUUGCAAGUGGGUGGACGAGGUGAUUGAGAAUGCACCAUGGGUUGUAACGCAGGAGUUCCUGGACAAGCAUCAAAUUGACUAUGUAGCUCAUGAUGCUGAACCGUACAAAUCCGCCGAAUCGGGCGAUGUGUACAGCUUUGUCAAAGCUCAGGGCAAAUUUUUGCCGACCCAGCGGACCGACGGAGUGUCAACUUCGGAUCUCAUAACACGCAUCGUUCGCAACUACAAUGUCUAUCUUCGUCGUAAUCUCGAACGAGGGGUUAGCGCGGAAGAGCUUAAUAUUUCCUAUUUCAAGGAACAACAAGUGUGGAUGACAAAAUCUAUUGAAUCUUGGCAAACAGUGGUCAAAGAUCAAUUAGAGUCUUGGGAAAACAGAGCCAUCAAUUUUAUCCGGGAUCGUGCCAAUUUUUUGGGGUCACAAUUCGUCAUGGAUUAUUUCUUGGGACAUCGUGGGCGGCUAAACGAAGCGGGCAGAGGUACGUUUUCAUCAGAUUGCCCUACCCCUAUCACUACUCCUACCACUACCACUCCCACCGCCAACAUCAACACCACCACAUCCCAAACCUCCUAGUCCACUUGUCCAUUUCUUCCUUUACAUUUUCGAUAUACUCGUCGAACGAUCCGCAUUUUAGAUGUUUCCUUCGCAUUUAGUCCUUUCGUUUGUGGCAUACUUCAUAGAAAAGAAAAGUAAACCAUCUAUAGCUUUAAAGAUAAAGUAGUACAAAAAUAUAGAUCGAUCUCUAUCUCAAUUGACGGGAAUGAUUACAA
Molecule: messenger RNA, 1191 nt
Organism: Radiomyces spectabilis
Lineage: Eukaryota; Fungi; Mucoromycota; Mucoromycetes; Mucorales; Radiomycetaceae
Exons: 6
Coding region: 92-994 (300 amino acids)
Biological process (GO): CDP-choline pathway
Cellular component (GO): nuclear envelope
Molecular function (GO): choline-phosphate cytidylyltransferase activity; phosphatidylcholine binding
Source: RefSeq, a predicted model, not a curated record